AUGAUUCCAGCCGUGCAACAACAGAGUGUUGAAUCCAGUUGCUUUCACUGCACAAUCAACCAAGCCUUACUUGGAAACAGUCAAGUGUGCAUGCUCCACUAUCCUAGGAUCCAUGUGGUUCCAACUCCAGCUACAAUACCCCAGCCCAUUGUGAUGAAUAAGGCUUCACAUGUGACCAGUGGUGACAGAAUUAAUUUUCUGAUGAACUCUGUCUACAAGUUGAUUUAUGAAAGCAUCUACUUAGCCCUCACGGACUCCAAGCUCCUCGGCUGGUACCUCGCUCUUUCGCCUCUGGACCGAAAGAUCAUUCAAAAUAACGGAGGAUUUCACCAAUUCCUUAGGAAGCAUCCAUUGUUGGAGCUGUCAAAGAACCACAUUUAUGUAAAACACAUUACCACUGUUUCAAGAGAGAGCUCUCCUCAGUGGAGCAGCAACACUGUGGACAGUUACAGCCAACAUCAGGGCACCUUCCACUCAAACCACAGCUACCCUACACCUCAACGUAUGGACCCCAGAUUACAGGAGCUAAGCAAACUCGCAUGGCAAAUGGCGAGCCCUUACAAUGGUCAUACUGGAUCUGUGGAACCAGAGCAGGUUGCCAAUUUCUCUCUGGAUUCUGAACUUGAAAUGCACCAACAAGAGAAUCCACAAAGCCCUGCAGUUGGUGUUUUUCUGAAUAGCCCUGAUCUACCCUCACAUGGAGGUGAUGCAUCUGCCCUGAUAUUGGAGUCGAGGCAUGAUACCAGUUCGAAUGAAGACUUCUACAGCAUUCUGGAAGCAGAUAAAAGCAUUGUGCUUUGUGUCUCUGAAAACAAGACCUGCAACAACAGAACCACUGAAAACCGGUCCACAUCCCCCAUGACCUCCGUCUACACUUGUGAUGCUAUGGUUGGCACUGAGCAGACGAUGACAGACACGGCUGUCAAUACAGAAGUCUAUAUGGUAGACCUGGACUAUCUCACCAAGGAGUUUGGUACCAUGAAGACUGAGAGAGAUGAACUGCUGCUGAAGGUUCAGAUGCAGAGGGUCUCUUCGCCUUUUACAAGGAUUGUGAAUGAUCUUAAAAAACUGGAGACUGACUACAACAGGAUGAGAGGAAGGAUCCUGUCGGGGAUCUCUCUGCAGGACCUGACUCCUCUGUCUCUGGGACAUGACUCUUCUGUGGCAGCGAUAAUUGGUGGUAUUCAGAAAGACUGUGUUAGUCCUCAACAACACACUAUGAAUGAUAAACCGGUCCAUCUCGGGGGUGACGGCUCUUUGCAGAGUGAGAUAACAGGUUGUUCUAAAGGAGACUCCAGCUCUGCCAAGAGGGUCGUCACUCGACUCCUGAAGGACGGAGGGACAGACCAAAGGGCAGACAGAAAAUCAUCAGAGUCAUUUUCUAGUGAGGCCUGGUUUGAUGCAGAGGAAGACUUGUCUUCAGACGGCAGUGGAGAGCAACUGAAGGCGGACAAAGAACCUGGUGCUAUAAUGACAGAGAAGCCUAAGGCUGUGAACGCAGGCCUCUGUGUUUUUGGUCUCCCCUCUCGUGCUACUGAGGCUGAUGUGAUGAUGCUGUUUCAAAAGUAUGAUGUGUCAGAGCUUCACGUGUCAAACUUAAAGGAGCUAAGUGUUGCCGUAGUGAUAGUGGAGAGCCAACAGUCUGCUGAAGCUGCAGUGAGAGAACUCAAUGGCCUGAGAGUAAAAGGACACACUUUACAAGUAGAACUCAUUCAGGCAGGAAGAUCAGAUCAUCAGUCCACCAGGAGCAGAAGUGACCCUGAAACUACAAACAUCCCAGGCAAAAGCCAGAAUCUGUUACCAACAACCAGUUCAAGGAAGAAGGUGGUCAGUGUGUCUCCGACAGCUCAGGGGACAUUUGUCCCACAGCACUAUGGAACCAUGGGCAGCUUUGAUAUUCUUAUGACCGAGUUGAAGCAGUGCCACCCAGAUGACUCUGUGGAUCCGGACUCUGUGGACCAGGACUCUGUGGAUCCGGACUCUGUGGACCAGGACUCUGUGGAUCCGGACUCUGUGGACCAGGACUCUGUGGAUCCGGACUCUGUGGACCAGGACUCUGUGGAUCCGGACUCUGUGGACCGGUACUCUGUGGACCAGGACUCUGUGAACCAGGACUCUGUGGAUCCGGACUCUAUGGAUCCGGACUCUGAGGGUCAGGACUCAGUGGAGCUGUCAUGA
Molecule: messenger RNA, 2178 nt
Organism: Knipowitschia caucasica
Lineage: Eukaryota; Metazoa; Chordata; Actinopteri; Gobiiformes; Gobiidae
Source: the annotation of a GenBank genome assembly